This is a messenger RNA of Sphaeroforma arctica JP610, 747 nucleotides long. RefSeq lists its product as hypothetical. The transcript has a single exon. Lineage: Eukaryota; Ichthyosporea; Ichthyophonida. The coding region runs from base 1 to 747 and encodes 248 amino acids. The record is from RefSeq and is a predicted model, not a curated record.
AUGUAUUGGCAUCUAUGUAAAGCCUUCGUACCACUGGAGACACAGAUUCGGGAGUUUGAACGUGAAGUGGAAUUUGUGGAGACGCGCCAAUAUGAGAAUCCGCUACAGGUAUACCGCAAUCACGAUGUGCUUAAUCUUAUAUGUCAAGCUGCCGGGGGAGUAUAUUACCGUGAUACGCUUCAUAUGCACCCGCAUUGGCGAGACUACUCGUCUGAACAAAUGCGUGACGUAUUCCAAAUGAACAUUGACAAGGCGGAAGAAUAUCGUAAGGGAAGUAUGUCGCGACCAGAACAGAUUCAGGGCGGUUCGCGUUCACGCUCACACUUACGUGCUGAGGCGAAUAAACGAGCUAGUCCGAACAGCAUCGAACCCUCAUGUUCGCUGUCGGUCGUGUGGCACAAUCUCCCUCCGGGACCAGAACAUGCGUACCGCUGUCUUAAACAACAGCGACCAUCAGUCCAAACUAGCACGGGUACUCGCACACAAGCUAGUGGUACCUCUAUGCUACGUAUAUCGACCACAGGUGCAUCGACACGCGCACUACAAGGGUCAGGUAAUAGCUUCCGCCCGCGUGUCAACAUGGUAGACGGUGAUCAGAUGCCUGAUCGACCAACAGCAGAGACGGGAGAAAAUGAGGUAAUGUAUAUUCAUGACUUGGUCGACAAGUCAUACAUACAAAGUAGAGAUAAAUUGAUGGACGACGACCAAGCCCCAGUAGGUUGGAAAGACGAGACGAGGUCAAAUUGA